Messenger RNA from Mesorhabditis spiculigera, 435 nucleotides. The record is from the annotation of a GenBank genome assembly. Lineage: Eukaryota; Metazoa; Nematoda; Chromadorea; Rhabditida; Rhabditidae.
AUGUUCUCGAUCUUCUAUUCCAUGAUGUCUAUCCCGUUGUCUCUGUUGUUUCUAGCUUCAUAUUCCCUGAUAUUCUGCAAGGGGGAGUCGCAUCGCGAGAAGAAGACCAAGGUCAAAAACGAAAAAGACGCCGGCGACGCCGAGGAGGACAAGAAGGGAGGAGAAGACUUGGCCCAAAAAUGGGGCCUAAACGACCAGCCGCCAGAUGAGGAGAUCAAGACCGAUCUCGACGACAUCAGAGAGGACAACCCGCUCGCCAGGAUGAAGCCCAACAAGCACGGCAAGCCCGACGACUCGAAGGGGGGAAAAGCCGACGAGAAGAAGGACGAAAAGAAGACGGCCAGCAAACACACGAAGAAAUCGGCCGGCCUGAACAACCCGGAAAGGAUCCCGAUGGCCACCGAAAAGCAUCGCGACAACUCCAAAUAUCUCGCA